Messenger RNA from Chara braunii, 2265 nucleotides. NCBI's taxonomy places the organism in Eukaryota, Viridiplantae, Streptophyta, Charophyceae, Charales, Characeae. The record is from the annotation of a GenBank genome assembly.
GACAAGAGGAGGAAGGAAGAGGAGAAAUGCGGAGAAGGAGGGGGAGGAGGGAGGAAGAUGGUAGAGGAGGGAGGGGGAGGAGGAAGGAAGAGGGUAGAGGAAGGAGGGGGAGGAGGGAGGAAGAAGGUAGAGGAGGGAGGGGGAGGAGGGAGGAAGAGGGUAGAGGAGGGAGAGGGAGGGAAGAGGAGGAUAACGACAAGAGGAGGAAGGAAGAGGAGAAAUGCGGAGAAGGAGGGCGAGGAGGGAGGAAGAGGGUAGAGGAGGGAGAGGGAGGGAAGAGGAGGAGGAUAACGACGAAGAUGACAAGUUCGACGGUGACGAUGAUGAGGAAGACAAAUCCGAGAUUGAACUGCUUUUCUGCAUCUCUUCCUACGACACGUCCAGAGGUGCAGAAAUUCGAGAUUGAACUGCUUUUCUGCAUCUCCUCCUACAACACGUCCAGAUUCAGGAGCUCAAUCCAAUCCUCUUUGCUAAUGAGACCUCGCCCCAGAAUGGAGUCAUCGGAAUUACCUGAGGUCGGUGUGUUCAAUGAUGAUAUCUCAAGAGGCGGAGAAUUCUAUCUGAUCUCCAAACCAACUACUCGACUUAUCACUGCGGAUGCUGCACGGUACCUCUGGAAACCAGGGGAGCUGCAAGGGGGAGGCUUUAUCAGUAAAUGUGCAUGGAGUAAAGUCACCUCCUCCAAGGCGGAAGGAGGUUUGGGCAUUGUCGACCCAGCUACCCAGAAUGUUGCGCUGUUGGGCAAAUGGCUCCAGAAGGCGGUCACUCAGGUGGAGAGAAGGGCCUGGAUUGUCAUGUUGGAGUACAUCCUACAGCGCGAGUUUGCAUUGGCACGGGCUGAGGACUUGUGGCAUUGUGUCUUCAUGGCCUCCUUCUCUCGAAGGCAGCCUCCAUCCAUCUUGGAUGCAGCCUGCUGGACAGCCUGGAGAGCUCUACAACCACAAGUAAUGAAAGAGCCAGUCACUAGGGAAGAGGUACUGCGCCAACCCCUAUUCGACAAUCCAGCCAUCUUGAAUCCACAGGGCCAUCAGUUUGCUGCGACCGCAUCACCAGGAGACUUUGGCAGGAGGUGGGUGGAACUAGGAGUCACAACUAUUGCGGACAUCUGGCAGGAGGAUACCAAGUCCUGGACAACUGCGGAACAGCUUCAGGGCAAACUCAGACAUCUCCCAAGAACAAGAGACAGGCUCCAGCAGCUACAUUCAGCUAUCCCAGCACAAUGGCAAUCUCUGCUCCGGUCUUCGGACCCUGUGGAAGGUGAAUGGUACCUUGACUCUCAAGUACCAGGAAGGGAGACAGUCUUCCGAAUCAUGGACCUGCUGGACAAGGAUGUAUGGUUAGCACAGGAAUGGGAGUGGGUGAGUCGUCGUAAUGUGGGCGCCAUGGCCGUCCUUGACACGACUUCUCUAUUGCCAGUGCGCGAUAGCGAAUUGGCAAUGUCCAUGACGAUGCUGUGCGGCGUCAUCUUCCACAACCUUUCCAUGUUGUCCACGUUGGCGGCCGGUGUAGAGGAUCGCAUGCGAGGCAGGAGGAGACUAUGGGUGCUUGAAAGGAGCGGCGGUGUGUGGGAGGACCUGCAGCGCGAAGGGGAGCGACAUGAGGAGGUGUUCAGGAGAUUCUGCAGGCUGCCGCGUCCUGUGUUCAACGACAUUCUGCAGCGUAUCGGACCCCAUAUACAGCGAGCAACGACGAAUUGGAGGCAGCCGUUGCCAACGGAGCAGAAGUUUGCUUGCGCGCUUAUCAGGUGGGCAACAGGAGGGUCUUACAGACAGUCCGGUCAUGGUCUGGGUAUGGGACUCGCGAGCGCCCUGCGCAACAACAAGGACGUCGCUGGGGCGAUGAUCAGGGAGUACGGACAUGUCUUGUCUUUUCCGGAGGGGCGUCGCUUACGAGAGGUCAUGGACGCCUUCGAACGCAAGGGUUUCCCUGGCUGUGUGGGUGCAGUCGAUUGCACACAUCUGUACAUAGAGAAGCCGCGGAAUGAACACGCUGCAUGCUACUACGACCGGACAGGGCAGUUCUCAAUUAUCGCGCAGGUUGUCUGCGAUCACGAGUGCCGUAUUCUUGACGUGUUUGUGGGUUGUCCCGGAUCGUGCCAUGACAUUCGAGUCCUCAAACAUUUCGACUCUCACCACCGACUACGACAAAGGGGUGGGUGUUCUGCAAGGCGAGCCAGCAACGCUUCGAGACGGGAGCAGCAUUGACCGUUUUUUGUUGGGUGACGCAGGUUAUCCGUUGUUGUCUUGGCUCAUGACCCCACAUCCU